Molecule: messenger RNA, 1788 nt
Organism: Echinostoma caproni
Lineage: Eukaryota; Metazoa; Platyhelminthes; Trematoda; Plagiorchiida; Echinostomatidae
Source: the annotation of a GenBank genome assembly
AUGAAGGAUCUGUUUGUCCUGACACGAAAUGAGCUUAUAGCGCGACGACAACCUGGAAUUAAACCUGAUAAAUAUCCCGGUGAAAUGGAAGUUCGAAUAGACGUGGGCGGCCCGGAAUUGGUGAUCGUGGAGGACAUAUAUGAUAAAAAUAGUAACUCUCUGAAGCUCACCGCUGCGUUCCAUAUGCAAUAUACCAUGACGGAAGAUGUAGUGAUCAUAGACGCUGCCGUGAAAAAUCUGAUCGUCGUAGCCUGUCCAUACACCGAGACCAUUGGUGGCAAGUUCUCCAAAGAAAUCCUCUCUCGAACGGAACUGAACUACUAUUCCAAACAGCCAAUUAAUGGCUCUCUGCACGGCUCGUUGAACGUGGACACACUGUUAGUAAACAUUAAUCCUGGUACAAUUCAACUGCUCUCACAUAUUGCUUCUUCGAUGCAAACCGCUGGCGCCUCGACUCGUCCUCAAGAACCAGCCACAUCGUCUCCCGGGACUGAUUCUGUCGGAAAGACCUCAUCGGUUUUAUCUGAUCCGUUGGCCAAACGCAGGAGGUCUGGGAAGGAGGAAAGCUUUUGGGAUCCGGUUCCGUUGGAGGAUUUAAAUUUGCCUUAUCUGAAGGAGUAUGAUUCUUCCCACAGAGAGUCUGACGACGGUGCUACUCCGCCCGGAUGCGAUGUAUCCAAAGUACUGGAACAGAUGGAAGAGCGUCGUGUGGAUCGUAUCGUGCUUCGUCUACAAACCGUGCGAGUUGUCCUGGAGUCCCAAUUAGGAACCAAAUCCAUGCCCAUGUUGGUAUUGGAAUCGUCCAUGGAUGGCGAAGUGCUCAGUCCAAGUACAGCUCUGGAACUUAAAGUCACCCUGGACAUGUCGCUGUCCUAUUUCAACGAUGCUUUAAACCAGUGGGAACAGAUCCUGGAGACCUUGCCGGAUGAAGGAGACCGAAUGUGGUCUAUCCAGUUCGAGUUUUCCACAACAAAUCUUGAGGAUCUGUUGGCGGAAGAAGAUAUGGACGAGGUUGGUUGUCUUCAAACUUCCACCAACACGAUUUUACUCGUUUCACGAGACAAUUUGGAGAUCACUGUGUCCAAAUCCGCAUUGGAUAUGCUCAGCAAUUUAGGUCAGUCUUUUGAAGCUGCCUAUAAACGCGAAUUUAUUUCUUCCGACUAUGAACUCGGUGGACAGUCGGUUGCCCCGUAUCGUAUCCAAAAUCGAACCGGCUUGCCCUUGACACUGCGUUUGGAAAGUCCUGGACUCCAGAUUUUACAGUUAGGUGACAACAAAUUCACCUCUCGAUUGUCUAAGGUGUUCACCACCAAUGAUCGAAGGCUUGCGAACACGGAGGGCGCACCGGUUCCAAAUGAACAUCAUGUUUCUAUUGCUUCAAACGGUCCUAACAUUUUGGAUACGGAAUCGCCAUACCAUUUAUUGAAUCCUGGUGAAGAGAUUGGUUACAUCGAACCUGUUCGAUCAUCACAGAAAACUCUCACUUUGCGUACUCUGACCGAUCGUGCACCGAGAUAUGCUGUUCGUGUUGCUUGGUCUGAUUGGAACACGGCCCAGCCUUUAGCCACCCCGGAAGCCGUGUUACCUCUGAAUGCCGGGGGAAAUAGUCUGCUCCAGUUGCCCAGCCCGGCGCCUGUUUCGACUCCGAUUCUGCCUGACGGCGAAAAUAUCUCAUAUCCCCUGAUGGCCCAGGUGACCACGUAUCUGGGUAUGCGUGUGAUCACACUUCGGUCGACCAUUCGCGUAAGUCUCCUGGUUACUGUUCUUGAUUUAACUUGCUUUUUGUGA